UUCCUCGCAGUGAAAGCACAGAGUGUCCAAUCCAUUUUAGCGAGCGUGUGUUCCAAAAUCAAUCGUAGAAUUAAAGUGCAAAAAUAUCGUGUAAAACGGUUCCAGUUCUCUGUAAAAACAUUACAAAUCGGAAGUUUACGCGCGGGUGAUGCGUUGGAGAUAGAAAACUGUUUCCGGCCGGUGUUGGUUGAGGCGGAAAAGGUCCACAAAACAGGUGCACCGAAAGUGGAGUCUCUGGACGAGUGAUCCUCCAUAUCAGUGAAAUCCACGACGAAAAAGCAGACCGUGAAACUCGACGAGUUGAGGUUAGGGAAGAAGCGGUGUUCAUUUUGCUUCGUGUGCUGCGAGUGAAUCACAACAGCAGCUGUUCGUUUCGUCGUCGGUUUGCGAAUUCGGGUGUUCAUCCAGCGUGUUUUGUUUCGUCAGCUGCUGCGCUGUCAACGAUUUUUCUGGUGUAAAUAUUUUGCCUCUGGGUUUUGAUAACAGGGCGGGAGCUGUUUUGCGGUGCUCUCGUAUGCUGUAACUUUCGAGGGCCGCGCUUGGAGGACUUGAAACGAUAUGGCAUCACCAGCGGAUCAGGCGGAAGUGCUUCGUGGGCGAGACUUGGCGCGCAUCUUCCAGAUAUGGGAGGAAAGGCACAGCGUUCCCGGGUACGAUCCGGAGCCGGUUGUUACGAGACUAGCGGAAAUCUUCGAAGAGGAGACAGAGGUUUACAUGCGCAAAGACCCGGACCCCUUCGAUGAGCGACACCCAUCGCGAACGGACCCGAACAGUGAACUGGGUCGCAUGUUGAAGACCCUGUUCCGGAAGGAUCACUUCAUGACCCGGUUGGUGAACGACUACCUUCGGGAUAAUUUCUUCACGCGUCAAAACAUCCAGCAAUGCUCGCAACCCCUGAAUAUCGCAGCCUGCCGGUUGAUACUGGUGAUCAUGCCCGGUUUGGAAACGUCCGCCGUGUUCCAAGCGGAAUUCGAUCAUCUUAUCACACGGCUGUACGGAUGGGCCGAAUCGAGCCCUGAACCUUUGCAAAGCUAUGCCACUGGGUUGUUGGGAGCUGCGAUGGAAGUGCAGGAGAUUGCUGUUAGCUUUCGGGAGCAGAAUAUUCGACUUUUACCGAUCAUGCUGAGGCGGUUGCACGUGCUGCAAUUGGCUCACAGAAAUCGCGAUCGUUUGGCGGAAGCUGGCGAGGGAAUGUCCAGUACGGCGUUCCAGCGGAUGUUCCAAGGAGAGGCAGCUCUAAUAUCCAAGAGAAAUUCCACGGAAGGUCAGAGCGAAUCUGCGAUGGUGGAUGGCGCAGUGGGUGGAGAAGUCGUGGAGAGGCCCUUUGCCCAUUUGGGACCAUCUGAGGGAAGUGCGGUACCUCCUAAUGGUGUGUCUUCGGCGUCGAAUUUGAAUACGCUCUUCCAGAAUGAAAACAGUCAGAAUACACAGGAUGCCCAAGGUCGCCAGGCGCACCGGAACAUGAUCCCUAUCUUUCCAGCCACGAUUGCCACCAGUCAGAUGCUGAUCUUGCGAUACCUGACGCCGAUGGGAGAGUAUCAGGAAUUCCUGCCGCACGUUUUCGAACACAACGCGAUGAGUUUGAUCUUCCGCUACAUCGAGAAUCUGGACGCCAAGGACACCUGUCUGGCGUUCGAGGCGUUGAAGUAUCUGGCAUCGUUGCUGUGCCAUAAGAAGUUCUCACUGGAGUUCAUCGCGAAUGGAGGUCUAGAACGGCUAUUGCGAGUUCCUCGGCCUAGUUUGGCCGCCACGGGAGUUUCGAUUGCUUUCUACUAUUUGGCGUACUGUGAAGAUGCAAUGGAGAGGAUCUGUUUGAUGCCACAGAAGAUCAUUACGGAAUUGGUAACCUACGCGCUGUGGCUUCUGGGAUGCACCCACGAUUCCGGACGAUGCCACGCUACGAUGUUCUUCGGCCUAAGCUGCCAGUUCAAAACAAUGAUGGAUGAGUUCGACAAGCAGGACGGAUUGCGGAAACUGUACAACGUCAUCGCCGUGCUUCCGAUCCUGAUGCCAGCGGACGAAUAUCACCUGAACGAUGACGAGGAAUGUGCAGCUCGACAGGUGGUCCGACAUGUUUGUGUCGCGUUGAAGAAGUACUUUGAGAAUCACCUCUACUACAAAUACAAUCAGGUCACGCGGCAACAGUGUCCCACGGGGACGUUGGCACAACCGGUCUUCAAAUCGGUAAAGAACUCUCCGGAAGUUAUUAGCGAUCAGAUAAGGACGCUGCAGGAGUUGCUUCCCAUGAAGGCUCGUUGGUCACCGGUCGAUGAAUUUCUGGAUCUGGGAGGAGUUAAUUUACUGCUACGUAUCAUCGCAUUGGCCUACGAGUGGAACUACAGUGGACGCUCUUACAGUGGUGAGACGGUCCGCGCCGCUUUGGACGUGCUGAACGUGUGCUGCGUGAUUCCUCGAGUGCAUGCCGUAUUCUGCGAGCGAAUCGAGUUCCCUGACGAGGGUUCCGCCGCCGGUAUCAACAUCGUACUGGGAGCAGCGGAAGGCGAAAUCGUAGCGGACGCAGAAGUCCAGAAAUCCGCCCUGGCCGUUUUGGUGCAUACGGUUUGUGCCCCUCUGCAUCGACCGAGUGGUUCUCUCGCGCGGUUUGGGUCGGCCAAGAAACGAAUGCCCAAUAAGAACUCGGAAGAGUUGCUGCAGAAAGUGUGGGAGAGCGUCCGAUCCAAUAACGGGAUCAUCGUGCUGCUAUCGCUGAUGUGCGUUAAGACACCGAUCACCGAUGCGGAUUGCAUACGGGGGAUGGCCUGCAGGGCGAUGGCCGGUUUGGCCCGAUCCGAAACAGUGCAACAGAUUAUCGGGAAAUUAUCGCUAUUUGUCAACGGGCAGCUGCAAAGUCUAAUGCGCGACCCGAUCCUGCAGGAGAAACGAGCCGAGCACGUCCAGUUCCAGAAGUACGCCCUGGAACUGCUGGAACGCGUCUCGGGCAAAGCGAAAUCGGCCAACAAUCAACUCGACACCUCACUGGCCGACAUUCACAAGGCGAAUGUGGUUGCCCAGACUAAGAUUCAAUUCAACGAGCAACAGCUGCUGGAGUUGAUCCACCAACACCUGAUGGCUCGAGGCCUGACCGAAACGGCGGCCACUCUGGUGCGGGAAGGUGGCAUCACCGUUCCGAAUCCCAUCCUUCAGCAGCAUCAGCAGGCGACUAGUUUAAGCAGAAAUUUGCACCAUUCACCUUUCACUUUCCGGUCCCCCAAUCCGACCAACAUUCAACGCGCUAGGAUACGAAGUAAAACAAGUGACGGAACGUUUAGUCACUCAACGGCACAAGCUAAUCUUCAGGCUGCGCUGGCGGCGGCCAGUAUAGACGGUCCAGUCCCUGCCAAUGGCAGUGGGGAACAUUUGAAGGUUGAUGUCACAGGCGCGGGUGUUUCUUCCGGCCAGGAUUCACCGCCAGUAGAUCCCUUCACGCCCAUAAAGUUAAUAAAGAAGACAUCCGCAGGAAGUGUGAGCGCAGGAGUGACCGCAGGCGGAAGUACCACUCAUGGAAGCAGCUUGAGCACACCGUUUGCGUCGUCUUCCAGCAGUACCCAUCAACGUCCGCUGCAGAAGCAACUUUCGGCAACGACGGACACCGCCUCGUUCCUGGUUCCGGCAUCGACGUCUUCCAAAACGACCACCGCCGAAGUCCCCGGCUGCUCCGUCACGCUGGACACGAUCAUCACGGAGUAUCUCACCAAUCAGCAUGCCUUGUGCAAACAUCCGAUGUCCACGUGUCCCCAAUUUGAUCUGUUUGUGCCACACAAGUGUCCGGAUCCACGCCCGAACAGAGCGUCCGGCAUGAGCAUCAACUUUGCCACACGGUUCUUCAAACGGCAUGCCGGCUAUUCAUCGCAGCGAUUCGACCGGCGACUAGUUCAUUCUAAUUUUUCGGCUUCCCGUGUGUUACGACCGCAGGACUCGGACUUCUUCUUCACCUGUUGCGAUUUCACGCCCUGCGCAACAAAACUGAUCACCGGGUCGCACUCCGGAGAGGUCAAAAUCUUCAACCUCAGUGACAGUAAUGAAGAGUUUAGCUAUUCGUGCCACGAGUCUUACGUAAAUUCCAUCAUCUGUAGCAAGGAUGGACGCUUGCUGUUGACUUCCUGUGCGUGGCGGUCACCAAUGUCGGCACUGUGGAACAUCGAGAACAGUCGGUUCACCCAGAAGCUCACCUGGGACGAGGAAGAGUACGUGGAGUUCCCGAACCUGAAGCAGGAUAAGGUUUUGGCGACCACUGGAGAGGUCGCCACCAUCUACGAUAUCAACACAGGUCAGAAGGUGCUCUCGUUGGUUCCGAGCAUCUACAACCAGUACACGAAAAACCGUGCCACAUUUUGCCCGUCGGACGAGUUGAUCUUGUCGGACGGUGUCCUGUGGGACGUUUCCUCCGGCAAGGAAAUCCACAAGUUCGACAAACUGAACCAAACCAUCUCCGGGGUGUUCCACCCGAACGGGCUGGAGAUCGUGUCCAACACGGAGGUGUGGGACCUCCGAACGUUCCACCUGUUGCGAACCGUUCCGGCGCUGGACCAGUGCCACGUGAAGUUCUCUCCGCAGAAUGUGAUAUACGGUACCUGCCCGGAGGUAGAAACGGAACCGAACGCGGAUAAUGUGUGCUUUGAGUCCAGCUUUAGGGUGCUGGAUGCGUACGAUUAUAGCAGCAUCUCGACGGUGGACGUCAAACGGAACAUCUACGAUUUGGCGGUCAACCUGUACGGUAGCCAGAUUGCGAUCGUGGAAAACCAGGGCGGCUACAAUUCCGUGCAGGAAUCCGUUGUGCGAAUCUACAGCGUCGGUCGCAAGAAGAACACCGAGGACGACGCCGAGGAAGAGGAGGAAGAGAUGGAGAACAGCGAGGACAAUUCGAUGUCGGAAACGGAAUCCGUCGUAUUUCACGGCGCUCGCGGAGAAAACGGUGGUCAGCGUCGUCGGCGGAGACGGGGAAUGCGUAUCAAUGUACUCGAUGAUGACGAUGAUAUCUUUCAACCAGGUUCUUCCUCGUCGAGCGACGACGACGACGAUGACGAUGACAAUGACGACGACGACGGCGAUGAGGACGGGGACGGCGAUGGCGAUGGCGAUGACGACGACGGGGCCAACAACAACGACGACGAGGAGGACGCCUCAUCCUGGACCACGACCUCCGACCUGGAGGACUUCCUCAUGAUGUAAUAAGACAGUGAAACAUUGCUAAAUCCAGAUGAGCGAUCAGCUGGUUCCGCCUCGCCAUCCGGUGUCCAGCCGAAACGUGAGUCGUUUCCCCUCGUAUCUACUUCGUUACUAUCUAGAACUUGCGUUAUUUUAUGGUACGUCAUUGUAUAUAGAUGUCUAGUAGGAUAAAGGCCGGAUUACCUUUCUCUAUUAAGAUCAAAAAGCUUUAAGUUUGUUCGAGAGAUUUGUUCGAAAAGUAAAUUGUUUUGCAAAAAAUAAAUAUUCAAAUGGAAAUCAUUAUUUAUACAUUUUUGAGGCAUUCGUCAGAAAAAAAAUCUAGCAUUCGUUGUGAUGGCAUUUUUCGUACUGUGUAGAAAGUGUGGCUCGCGUUUUUUACUUCUUUGAACAGACGACAGAGUUUUCCUACGUUUUCGGGUAGUUUCGUCACCUCAAUUUACGGGCUUUUAUCGCGAGCAAAGAAUGCUGCCGCACUGUCACAAAAACGGCGCUGAAUAAUCGAUUUGUCCUUGUAUAAUAUAGAUUCUAGCUCAAUAAAUAAAUUUCAUAUUACGGA
Molecule: messenger RNA, 5722 nt
Organism: Aedes aegypti (yellow fever mosquito)
Lineage: Eukaryota; Metazoa; Arthropoda; Insecta; Diptera; Culicidae
Gene: mahj
Product: protein mahjong
Exons: 7
Coding region: 559-5169 (1536 amino acids)
Biological process (GO): protein ubiquitination
Cellular component (GO): Cul4-RING E3 ubiquitin ligase complex; nucleus
Molecular function (GO): protein binding
Source: RefSeq, a predicted model, not a curated record